This is a messenger RNA of Lepisosteus oculatus (spotted gar), 2988 nucleotides long. RefSeq names its product POU domain, class 5, transcription factor 3 (gene pou5f3). Gene Ontology annotation, biological process: regulation of transcription by RNA polymerase II. NCBI's taxonomy places the organism in Eukaryota, Metazoa, Chordata, Actinopteri, Semionotiformes, Lepisosteidae. Gene Ontology annotation, molecular function: RNA polymerase II cis-regulatory region sequence-specific DNA binding; DNA-binding transcription factor activity, RNA polymerase II-specific. The record is from RefSeq and is a predicted model, not a curated record.
UUAACAUGCCGGUCCGGCGGAGGUGAUUGAUCAGGGAAUGUGGCGCUCAGGUUCGGCUUGUUGCGGUCAUCGACUUCGGUGGGGGAAGACGGCGCCCGGUUCCUGUGUUGAGCUCGUUGUGAAAACCCGGACUCCUCCGAGUUCGUUGUGGCUGGGAGCUCAGAGCGCUGACGUGAGAGCGGAGGAGAACCACCGCUGGCUUCGGGGGGGGAAUUUGAGAAAUACCAGCGGGAGAAACUGGCGUCCCAAGUCCCGUGUUCAUUAUUUUGGUGAAUCGCCGUUUCGGCUGGAGAAGAACUACCUCGUUCGGAUGUGCUAGCCAGUGCGGUCCUGCGGAUUGGAGCAAGCCGGGUCGGGUGUCUUGGUCCUGAGCGGGAGGUGGACAGUGGUGACUCGCCCCCCCGGCAGCCCUGACCCCCUCGCCCCGGGCGCCCCGCAGCCAGCUGGCCAUGUCCGAGCGCGGCCUGAGCCCCGCGCAGAGCGGCGCCGGCCGGCCGCUGUACCCGCAGUGGGGCUUCGGCGCCGCGCCGCAACCGUUCACACAGGCCGGCCUGCAGAAUCCGGAUCCCGCCUCGGCCCCGGCCUACACCGGGAUGGCGCAUCACCCCCAGCACCUCUUCGCCUUUUCCGGGGCCGGGGCGGACUACAAGAGCGCCGACUUCCAGAUGUCCCAGCCGCGGUACUGGUACCCGCCCCCCGGCCCGGAGCUGACCGGCCAGGUAGCGGGAAUAAACGCCGCCGCCGCCCAGCCUGUGAACCUCAGCCCCCCCAUCGCCGAAACCCGGGAGCAGAUCAAGACCGAGAGGGACGCGGAAGAGUACCCGCUGGCCAAGGGCGGGCAGCCGGGCUCCUCUUCCAGCUCGGCCGAGGCCGUGUCUUACUCCGGCCCCUGGGGCUCGCCCUUCUGGCCCGGCCUCGCUCACAACCCGGGCGGCACCCCUGCCCCGGCGGGCUUCCCCGCGUCCAGGUUCCGAGACGCCCCGGCGACCCCGCAGCACCACCACCACCAGCAGCAGGAGCAGCAGCAGCAGCAGACCCCCAGUAGUGGCCAGCCGUCCAGCAGCGGGGCCAGCGACUCGGAGGACGAGGAGGUGAUCACCUCGCAGGACCUGGAGCAGUUUUCCAAGGAGUUCAAGCAGAAGCGCAUCACCAUGGGCUUCACGCAGGCGGACGUGGGCCUGGCGCUGGGGCACCUGUACGGGAAGAUGUUCAGCCAGACGACAAUCUGCCGCUUCGAGGCUCUCCAGCUGAGCUACAAGAACCUGUGCAAGCUCAAGCCCCUGCUGCAGAGCUGGCUGGCCGAGGCCGAGGCCUCGGAGAACCCCCAGGAUCUGUUCAAGGUCGAGCGCGUCUUCCUGGACACCCGCAAGCGGAAACGGCGGACGAGCCUGGAGACGAGCGUGCGCGGCGCCCUGGAGUCCUACUUCGCCGGCUGCCCCAAGCCCAACGCCCAGGAGAUGACCCGCAUCGCCGACGACCUCGGGCUGGAGCGCGACGUGGUGCGAGUGUGGUUCUGCAAUCGGCGGCAGAAGGGCAAGCGCCUGUUGAUGCCCUUCGAGGAGGAGGACGGGCUGGAGGGGCAGCCCUUCGAGCAGAGCCCCCCCAUGCCCCUGGGGAUGGGGUCCCUCCCUGGCGGGGGGUACCCUGGGGUCACGCUGCCUGCGGGCUCCCACCUCUACAUGGCCCCCUUCCCCGGUCCGGACGCCCUGAAGCAGGGCCUGCACCCUGGGCUGGCCUUGCGGGUGGGGAACCUUUCUAGCUAGGCUUCCCCAACCCCCCCCCGACACCAGACUCCUGUGUACCCCCACCCCCAUCCCUUGGAGGAGCUUGGCGGACAGCAGCUGACCUCGAACCCUGCUCCUCCUGCAGACCUCGCCUGCGAUGGAGAACCUCCUGGGAGUCUCCCGACUUGCUGGAUUGUCACACCCCUUGACUGAAUUCCAUUUCGACAGGAAGCCCGUGUCCUGGGGGCGGCAGACCCCCGUGUGGACUGUUUUCCAGGCACAGGGCUGUGUUUUAAUUUUUUUUAAUGAUAAAAACAAAGGAACCGGUCAGUUAAGUUCCUGUUUUUUAAGCUGAUGUGGAUAGAGCCUGUGACCUCGGGGGGCGCCCUCAGAUCGUCUGCAGUGCUGCUGCCCAGUUUGUGGUGCAGUUUCGUCUCCCCCAAGAGCAUGAAGUGGGAGUGGGAGACGUCAAGCCCAGUUGUAAAACGGCCCUCUUUGCUGGGUGCAGGGCUUGCCUCCGAGCCCCGUCUGUGAGCCCUGGAGGGCUGGGAAGCGCAGGCCGGAGACGCUCCUCGUGUCCGGGGGGCUACCUGCCCAGCCGGACCGGGGUUGCUGGACAAUGUCCUGGGGGGGCAGGGGAGGGGGGGAGACAUUGUGCACUGUUUCUCUCUGCUCCCCCAGCCCCCCCCCCGAGCCGCUCUGCGUCAGCCUGUGAGACCCCACCCCCCCAGCCAGCCAGUGGCACCGACAGAGCACGAGGGGGCUGUUUUUAAAAGGUCUUGGAGUGGGGGUGGGUCCCGGGACACAAGCUCCCUCUCUGUGGGCUGGAGCGCCUUGUGUGAGCUGUGAUGGGUCAGCCUGAACGUUGGCCUGAUCGUCACUGGAUCUCUAGUCAGUCAAGCUGGUGCCUUAAAACACCUCUGUCCUGCCCUGCAGUGUUGAGUUUCUGAGGGGGGGGCAAAUUGAUGUUUUCCUAUGUGCCCCUGGGUGAUUCUGUCAUUGGCGUCGUACCCAGCCUGUGGGACUGCUGACUUGUUCAAUGGGUUAAUUAUUGUACUGAUCGACUGGAGCUCUGCUGUGUGCCGAUUGGGGAAAGUCUGAGGUUUGGCCAGUCUCUUAAUUUUUAUUUUUUUUGCCGCGAGAAGAUUUUGGGUUCGCUGAACCAGUUCCUGGCCUGUUUGUUGUGUUUUUUUGCCCUGCUGGCACCCGAGAAUGGCCGUCUGCUCGGCCCACCACCCCACCCCCCCUUGAGCAGCGGCGAGGC